Messenger RNA from Cuscuta campestris, 2649 nucleotides. Lineage: Eukaryota; Viridiplantae; Streptophyta; Magnoliopsida; Solanales; Convolvulaceae. The record is from the annotation of a GenBank genome assembly.
AAUGCGUUUUAUUUUUUCAAUUGAUUAUCCUUUACUUUGAUCGUACAUCUCCUUUACCAGAUUCUCCUCAAAUUUUCGAUUUUUCUUUAUAUUCUCAAUCUUUCCCCGUAUACAUCACUUUGUAGUCUGUCUCCACCCACAUGCCUGUUUCUUGAGUUUGUCUGAUCUGGAUCCAAUCACAAUUAUACAAUCUUUUUGCUUUCUUUUCCCAUCUAAUUCGGGUCUUUCCGAGUUUCAGUUACGCUGACCAGAAGAACAGGAAGGAGGAGGAAGAGGAAGAGGUGAGUUUCGUUGACUCUUACUUUCGGGCACUUUGACCCGAUUCACGCUGAUUCUGGUCUCAAUUCGCUGCAAUUCGAAGUGGGUCUGGAUCAAUCUUUGAAAUUCUUGAAAUUUUCGGGUAUUAGAUGAAGAGGGUCGUGAAAUUUCACAACUGGGUUUGAUUGUUCUUCCCAAAUCUGUGAACUUUUGAUGAUUGAGUCGGGUUCGGGGCGGCCUUGAGGCAUGUUAGGGUUUGAGAUUUCGAAAUACGCGCAUAGCCCCGUGCAUAAAUCCAUAAUCUUGAAAGAUUAUGCGAGCCUGAGGGGGAUAAUUGCAGGGUUGCCUCAUCUGUGUGAUCCCUCCGAGGUUCAGUCCGAAUCGAUUUCACUUGCAGAGGAAGGCAAAGCCGAUGCUAUCUCGGCAAUUAUCGACAGACGGGACGUCCCCAACCGGGACACCCCUCUCCACUUGGCAGUCAAGCUUGGGGAUGAAACCGCCACUGAAAUGCUCAUGCUUGCAGGUGCGGAUUGGAGCUUGCAGAACGAACAGGGGUGGAGCGCGCUGCAGGAGGCCAUAUGUAACAAGGAGGAAGGGGUUGCCAAGAUCAUAGUCCGGCAUUACCAGCCGCUGGCGUGGGCAAAAUGGUGCAGGAGGUUGCCGAGGUUGAUUGCGACGAUGAGGAGGAUGAGAGACUUUUACAUGGAGAUCACUUUCCAUUUCGAGAGUUCGGUCAUUCCUUUCAUUUCCAGAAUUGCCCCUUCGGACACAUACAGGAUAUGGAAGAGGGGCGCGAAUCUGAGGGCCGACAUGACUCUGGCCGGUUUCGAUGGCUUCAGGAUUCAACGCUCCGAUCAGAGCGUUCUUUUCUUCGGCGAUGGCUCCGAAGAUGGGAAAUUCCCUCCCGGCUCGUUGUGUAUGGUUGCCCAUAAGGAUAGAGAAAUCAUGAACGCGUUGGAUGGUGCGGGCGCUCCUGCCACGGAGGCUGAUGUUCAGCACGAAGUUGACUCGAUGUCUCAGACGAACAUAUUCCGGCCUGGGAUUGACGUCACCCAAGCGGUCCUGAUGCCUCAGCUGACGUGGCGGCGGGCUGAGAAGGCGGAGAUGGUGGGUCCAUGGAAGGCGAAGGUGUACGACAUGCACAACGUGAUCGUGAGCAUUAAAUCCCGAAGGGUCCCGGGUGCAAUGACGGACGACGAGUUCUUCAAUUCUUGCAAUGAGAACGAAACAGAGAGCGAGGAUCUGAAUGAGAUAUUGACCGAGGACGAGAGAAAGCAGCUCGAAGAUGCUCUCAAGGUGGACAAUGAGAACGGGGAUGCUUUGACGAUUCCACACCGCCAUAGCUCUUACGAGCACACGGAUAUUCCCAUUGUUGAGGAGGGAAAUGGGACGGAGGAGAAGAAGAGGUGGUUUAAUGGGUGGAGGAAAAAGGAGAACAAACUCGAAGGGGAGAAAAGGGUGGCCCCCGCAAGGACCUCUAUAUCCGUGGAAGAGAAGGGGUCGUCCCCAGCUAGACAUUCAAUGGAUGUUAGUUCGAAGAAGGAAGAGGUUCAACGAAGAAGAGAUUCGAAAGCUUCUACAUCUGGCAGCAAUGAGCACCGGCGGAAGGAUGGGCACAAAGAGAGCGAGUACAAGAAAGGGCUGAGGCCUGUUCUCUGGCUUUCCCCCGACUUCCCCUUGAGAACCGAAGAGCUGCUUCCACUUCUUGACAUUCUUGCCAACAAGGUUAAGGCCAUCCGGAGGCUCAGGGAAUUGCUCACUACAAAACUACCCAAAGGAACCUUCCCUGUUAAGGUUGCGAUUCCGGUGGUCCCCACGAUAAGGGUGAUGGUUACUUUCACAAAGUUUGAAGAAUUGCAGCCGUUGGACGAGUUUUCGACUCCUCCAUCGAGCCCCCCUACUGCUGGGAGGGAUAGUCCGGUUGUGGUGCAGCCUUCAUCGUCCUGGUUUCAAUGGGUGAAAUCCCCUUAUCAGCAGCAGCAGCCUCAUGCUCUACCACCACCAUCAUCUUCUUCCUCUGCUGCAACUUCGAGCUGCAAGAUGGAAAACACUCAAGACCCCUUUGCAAUCCCUUCGAACUACACGUGGAUCACCGCAGAAGCGAAGAAGAAGAAAAUGCAGGAGAAGUUGAAGAAGGGGAAGGGCAAGAAACAGUAGCCCCCCCCCCCCCCCCCAAAGAUAGGAGGAGAAGAAGAAGAAGAUGGUUUGGGUCCGUUUGUUUUAAUCUUUUAUUUCAUUUCAUUUCAUUUUUAGCAACAAAGAAUAUUGAGAGGAAAGGGGUAUACGAGAGAUAAGUGUAAAAGUUUGGUCCAAAAGUUUGAAGCUGAUAUUUAUUUUUACAGGUAAAUAAUCAUGUGUGCAUCUCUCUGGAAAUACAAGCACUUUCUUUUU